UCGUAAGUGGUUGAAAACAAUAAUAUAUGAAAACACCAGUCAGCAAAGAUGGUGAAAAUAGGCUUGCAGUUUAAGGCUAAUUUGGAAAAUUUAACCAACCUAAAACCUGAUGGAGAAGACUUCAGAUGGUAUGUUAGGUUGCGGUGUGCAAAUUGCGGAGAAGAAACACAUGAAUUCCAGUAUUUGACCCUGAUAGAGAAUGCACCUCUAAAGGGAGGCCGUGGACACGCCAGCAUGGUAGUGAAAUGCAAGUUGUGCUCAAGAGAAAACUCCAUAGAUAUAAUGCGAGACACCAUAACAUCAUACAAUGCGGAAGAUUCUAAUCAUUUCAAGACAAUAGUAGUAUUCGACUGCCGAGGGGUGGAGCCUAUAGAUUUCUCUCCAAGAAUUGGCUUCACAGCAGAGGGCGAGGAAAGCGGCACACCCUUUCCCGAAGUUUCCCUAACAGAAGGGGAAUGGGCGGAGUAUGAUGAAAAGCAAAAGGAACCAGUCGGAGUCAGUGAGAUAGAGCAUAAGUUUGUGCAUGUCAAGUGAAUAACUUGUCGGCCAAAUGAACAUUUAAAAUUCUGGGAAUAGUGGCUUAAUCAAUGUAUUAUCCCGAUUGCUUUAAGCUGCAGCACCAGAGAUUGACAGUUUUGACAUAUGUUCUAGUUGUUGGCACAGAAACAGUUGAUAUUUGCAUAUAUGCCUUCUAUCCAGUCAUUAUGAUAACUCACAAUAGAACAGAUCUAAAUUGUCUGAAACACUACAUUAAAGCAUUAAUUAAUCUUUUAGCCAUAAAUGAUUAAACAGAAAUAUGAAAAAAAACUUUAAUCUCAUCUUUUACAUGCAGUCCUAUAUCACAUUAUUCCAGACAUCUGCACAAAAGUUGGAUCAUUCCAAGACAAAAAAAUAUAUAUCUAAACUGUCAAUCUGUGAUAGUGCAGCUUUAAUUCACAGUCAAGAGUUUUAUUUUGAUUGUUUUUAAUUCUUAAAACCUAUCAAGUGCUUCUGUUUGUUUUAUUUUAGCAUUUAAUGCAAUUACAUUAAAUAUGAACAAUUAUUGUGAAAUGAUUUUAGAAUAAGAGUUUGUUUUCGCCAUAAGUUUGCAAUAAUCAUAAUAGCUGCAUUAUUUUGUACCUUUGAAAGUGUAAUAAAAUGUAUGUUUGCUCAA
Mya arenaria is the source of this 1153-nucleotide messenger RNA. Its product is annotated as CXXC motif containing zinc binding protein-like. Bases 49 to 534 code for a protein of 161 amino acids. The transcript is spliced from 7 exons. The record is from RefSeq and is a predicted model, not a curated record. NCBI's taxonomy places the organism in Eukaryota, Metazoa, Mollusca, Bivalvia, Myida, Myidae. Gene Ontology annotation, molecular function: zinc ion binding.